AUGGAAUUCAUUGUAAUGGUGCAUCCCAACCAGAGAGGCUCAGCCCGCUUGAAGAGACAGGCUCACUCUCACGCAGCACGGGUGACCCAUGCCCGAUCAAGAAAGCGCCAGCUGGCCCAUCUCAGCAAUCCAGAAUUGAGAAUAGAAGCUGAAAGUCAUGAAUAUGAAUUCAGUCGUCCACAAAGAGAUAUCGUUGAGUCGCAACAUGUGACUGCGCCGUCAAUCCCAAGCAGAAUUUCGGGUGCAUUUGAGCAUGAGCCAUUGGCUAGCUUUCUGAAGUCUUCCACAACCGAAGAAAAAAUGUUAUUUUCGUACUAUGGUCAAGUCAUUGUUCCCAAUAUGGAUUCGCAAUGCCCUGUGCUGUGCUAUCUCGGCGAGAACUUCGACCACAUACGGAAUAACUGGUUGCUCUGUGGUUCUACCGACGUUGACUUCCUCCAGGGAUUCUUGUUCGCAGCCAGCCGUCAUUUGUCCCUCAAUCACGGAAAGGAGUGGGGAAACUGGGCAGUCAAGUAUAAGCUCCAGCACAUAAGCGACCUGCGCCGUGCCCUCUUUUCUGGCGAAAUACCAUUACGACGUACUGGUGUUGCGAAAGCAUUGGUGCUGUCAUUCGACGAGAUCAUGCUUUGUGACAUGCACAUGGCUUCGAAACACAUUCAAGGUGCUAUCUCAAUCAUCAAGGAUUCUGGAGGAAUCGACACGCUUGGGCUAAGUGAAAUUGUUCGAAGUGUUCUCUUUAGUUGCAUGUUUGGCAAGGGCCUGCUGGACGGGAGACCACUCUUUGAACUCGGUCCAGUGUCGCGCUUUAGUCGUUAA
Colletotrichum godetiae is the source of this 816-nucleotide messenger RNA. RefSeq lists its product as uncharacterized. The coding region runs from base 1 to 816 and encodes 271 amino acids. The record is from RefSeq and is a predicted model, not a curated record. NCBI's taxonomy places the organism in Eukaryota, Fungi, Ascomycota, Sordariomycetes, Glomerellales, Glomerellaceae. The transcript has 4 exons.